CAGUUACCCAAUUGAAGGGCUAAUGUUGCUAAGGGACAUGUCUGAUUGGGGUCUGCAGAAUUUGACUCUAAACCGGUUUAAUUUUAAAGGGUUUUCUUAACCAAUAGUCAUUCAGACAACCAACCAAUGUACUCUUUCUUAUGGCGAGCAAAUCUCUUGUUGGAUUAGUCUGGAUUGGACUGUACCACACAGGUAAAGUAUUUGAGAAGAUUCUGCCUUCGGGCAUUCCCAUCUUAAGUUUUCUAGCCUGGGAAAAAUGGUUUUCUGUAGUCUGAGAAAUGUCAAAGAAACUUGAGUCUUCUUUUUCCUUCCUUCUGUGUCAAGUAUUACAGGCUUAAAUGAUCAUUUUCAAAAAAAAAAAAAAAAAACCCAGCUAGGUUCAUAUUAUCCAGGGGUGUCAUUUAUUCUAUUCAUGUAUCUACCUUUCACACCUCUCUUCCAUGUUGAUUAUUGCAGUGAGAGGACCAAAACACAUUGCUGUAAUAGAGGUGAGGGCUGAGGUGCUCCUCCACAUGAAAGAAGCUGCCUCAACUUCAUAUCCUUGUACAUCGAUCAUGGUAUUAAUAGAAUCGGCGUUGCUCAGUGAAUGGAGAAUAGAACGAAGACAGAUAGAAGGGGGAGGGAGGACAUGCGUGAGUGUCUGUCUAUGAAUGAGUGUCUCUCUGUGCCCCCUCACUAUUGUCACCAAAGAAAAAUGCAGAACAUAGAAGUCGAGGAUAACUUGAGUACCCCCAUCCUUGUUUUUAAUUGCUUGAUCCAUGCCAGUCCAGUACUUGGCACUACCUUAAGGUGGGUUGUAAAGUCUGGACGACAUCCAUAUUCACUCACUUUCAGACACAUGCACUCCACAGAACAGUCACGAGUCAAUUCCGGUAUGGCACAGAGGGAAUGGUGAGAAUUACAAACCCUCGGUGGAAAGAGCAAUUGUAUCCACUCGUCCGUGGCCUUCCUCCCUCACUCCUUUUCGUUCUCCUCCUCCCCCUGUGAGCGGAACACAGGCGAUUAGCUGUCCUCCUCAUUGGUGGCGCGCUGCGGACAUCGCCAGGGCUUAUUUGUUGAAGGGGUUGCCGUGGAGACUGGCGGUGGUGGCGAGGCAGAGUUGGAGCCAGAAAGAGAGAGAAGAGGGAGAGUCAUCCAUCUACUGCAGAGAGAGGAGGAGAGAUUAAAAAAAGAGAAAGGGAGGGCGCAAACAUGGGCUUCGCUCCUGUUAUCUUGUGAACGGCUUCCAGCUAGCGCACUUAGGCGAGACCUAUAUCCCUUCCUCUCGCUUUGCUUAAGAGGGUGAAGAGUUCACACAGGCCCCCAUGUGUCGAACACACCGCGCAGCCCUUCCAAUCUCAUGAGCACCGGGUGAAGCCGGAGAAGGGUGGCUCGGACCCCCGGGAGGGUACCAGAUACCAGAUACCUUAAAAUAUCGGCCAGCCUGUUGAAGCAGCUGUGGCUGGAUGAGAGGGAGAUGCGGGCUACAGUAAUCUUGGUGCAGGUAAACCCAGGAGAGGCCUUCACGAUCCAGCGAGAUGAUGGUCAGUUUCAGUGUAUCACAGGUCCUGCUCAGGUUCCCAUGAUGUCCCCAAACGGUUCAGUGCCUCAAAUCUAUGUGCCUCCUGGAUACGUUCAGCAGAUCAUUGAGGAGAAUGGAGUCAGGCGGGUGUUGGUCUUACCUCAGACGGAGUUUCAUCCGGGGGGCCAUUCUCCACUUCACCACCCGCCCCCUCCACCCCAUGCCCACCUGCAGGCCUUCAUCCCGCACCCGCACAUCAUGCACGCUCCCGCUCACCUGUACUCAGGCAUGGCUGGAGGAACCGGAGAUAUGAACCCCCAGUACAUCUCCCAGUACCACCCAGCACACACCACCAUCUACUCAGAGCAGGAUACUCACCCACCACACGGACGCGCGGCAUUUUCUCACAGAGAUGAAAGGGCUAGCAAAACCUAUGAGCGCCUGCAAAAGAAACUGAAGGAGAGGCAAGGGGUGGGCGGAGGGGGUGGUGGAGGCUUGGCCCCCUCCAAAGACAGUCCCCCUCCAUCCCCGCAGAAGAGCCGUGGAACACCACCCUCAGGAGGAGAUCUGCAGAACGGGCUGGGGGGUAAGGGCGCAGAGGAGCAGGCACAGCCCAGCACUGCUGUCGCCGACCUGGGCAAAAGCCCAGGAAGAGAGGAGGCGGCAGAGUCUGGAGAACUUGACGAAGAAGCAAAGGCUCUUCAGGAACGCUUAAACUCCAUCUGCAAACCAGUGGUGACAGACAUUCAGGCCAGAGGGGCCAGUUUGAGUUGGGUGGCCCCAUCACGGACAGAAGGGGACGAUGAACCCAAAGAGGGAGAAGAAGUCCCUGCGGAGCCCAGCCUCACGUACGAGGUCUCAGUAUCGUACAACGGCAAGGACGGGAAGUACAAGACCGCCUACAGUGGUGUGGAACUAAGUGCAACUUUACAAGACUUAAGACCAGCAACAGACUACCACGUCAGGGUCCAGGCUAUGUGUAACUGUUUACAAGGUGUCCCUUCAGAGCCCGUGAGCUUCACCACUCUGACCUGUGAGCCAGAUACACCCAGCCCUCCACGCAAAGCCAGCGGCACCAAGAGCAGCCUCGUCCUACAGUGGAAGGCUCCGUGUGACAAUGGUUCCAAGAUCCAAAACUAUAUUCUUCAGUGGGACGAGGGGAAGGGGACAGGUGUGUUUGAACAGUGCUACUACGGCCCUCAGAAGCAGUACAGACUCACCAAACUCUCCACAGCUUCCAGAUAUUCCUUUCGGCUGGCUGCCAAAAAUGACAUGGGGGUCAGUGACUUCAGUGAAGUCGUCCACGUCAUGACAUCAUGCAGUGUUCCUGCUCCCCCCUUGAGCCCUGAGUUGAUUCAGUCUGGGGUCACAUGGCUCUGCGUGCGGUGGCAAAGGCCGGCCGGCUCGCCCAAAGAGGACGAAAUCGGCUACGUGCUGGAGAUGGAAGAGGAGGGCUCAGGUUAUGGUUUCCAGGCCAGUUAUGAUGGAGACGACCUGUCACACACUGUCAGAAACCUCCACAGGAGCACCACGUACAGGUUCAGGAUUAUCGCCUAUAAUGCAGAAGGGAAGAGUAACCCCAGCGCUGUGUCUGAGUUCACAACGGCCCCUGACAGACCGGGCUGCCCCUCCAGACUCACAGUGAAGGGAAAACCUCAUCCGACCAGUUUCCGCCUGACCUGGGACCCUCCCAAAGACAAUGGUGGCUCAGAUGUGACGAAGUAUGUGGUGGAGCUGUCUGAAGGGUUAAGUGGUUCUUCUUGGAAUCAGGUUUACACCGGUUCGGCUAUGGAGUUUGUUUGUGACGGUCUGAGCCCAGGAUGUUCAUACCAGGCUAGAGUCCACUGCAUCAGUGUGGGAGGAGAGAGCCCGUUGACGGAGGCCUUGCAAGUCCAAACGCCACCUGUUCCUCCUGGUCCAUGUCAGCCACCCAGGGUCGUGGGCAAACCCAAAGCGAGGGAGGUGCAGAUACGCUGGGCGCCCCCUCUGGUGGAUGGAGGAAGUGCUGUGUCUUCGUACAGCCUGGAAAUGUUCGCUCCCCAGGUGGAGGAGGGCAGGGAAGUGUACCAGGGCUCUGAACUGGACUGCACAGUUGGCAGUUUACUGCCCGGCAGGACCUACGGCUUCCGGAUCAGAGCUGCCAACAAAGCUGGGUACGGCCCUUUCUCAGAGCGCUCUGAGGUCACGACAGGUCCGGGGGCCCCUGACACAUGUCGGCCCCCUCAUGUCACCUGUAAAUCACCUACGUGUGCUGUGGUCAGCUGGGAGGCUCCUCCCUGUAACGGAGCAGCUGUCUCAGAGUAUCGUCUGGAUUGGGGGGCAGCAGAGGGCAGUAUGCAGGUGUGUUACACCGGUGCUGCACUGUCCCAUGAGAUGAGGGGCCUGCUGCCUGCCACCAACUACUUCUGCAGAGUCCAGGCGGUGAAUGUAGCCGGUGCGGGGCCCUUCAGCGACGCCGUGUUUUGUCAGACACCCUGCUCUGUGCCAGCGACGGUCAGCAGCGUCCAUGCUCUCCGCGAGUCAGAGAUGAGAGUGGAGCACAGGACCACAGAGAGGGGCGAGGAUGAGGAGGAAGAGGAGGAUGAAGAGGCCAAUCCUCUCCUCUACUCUCCAUCCACCUGCCUGGGGCUACGCUGGGAGGCACCGUGUGAUCACGGAUCGGAGAUCACGUCGUACCUGAUCGACCUGGGAGAGAAACAACCCAUCCUUACAGGGCCCGUAACCAAAUACAUCAUCCAGAACCUGCAGCCUGACACCACCUACAGGAUAAGGAUCCAGGCUCUAAAUAGUCUGGGUGCAGGACCCUUUAGUCACACCUUUAAACUGAAGACCAAGCCACUGCCACCCCUCCCUCCACGUCUGGAGUGCACCGCCUCCAGCCACCAGACCCUCAGGCUCAAGUGGGGCGACGGCCCGGCCAAGGCCCAGCCCACAGAUUCCCUACAGUACCAUCUCCAAAUGGAGGAUAAAAAUGGGAGGUUUAUAUCCUUGUAUAAAGGACCCUGUCACACUCACAAAGUGCAGAGGCUAAAUGAGUCUACCUCGUACGCGUUUCGCAUCCAGGCCUUUAACGAGGCGGGCGAGGGGCCCUUCUCCACUGUUUACACCUUCACCACCCCCCUCUCCCCACCUGCACCCCUAAAAGCUCCUCGCGUGGAGCGUGUGGACGAGUCAUGUGAGGUGAGCUGGGAGACACUGCCACCUAUGAAGGGAGAUCCAGUCAUCUACUGUUUGCAAAGCAUGCAGGGAAAUUCUGAGUUCAAACAGAUCUACAAGGGCUCAGCCACUUCCUUCCAGCUCCCGAACUUGAGCUUGUCCACGGACUACCGAUUUCGCGUCUGCGCCAUCCGGCAGUGCCAGGACGCCCCCGAAAUCAUCGGGCCCUACAGCUCCACCGUCAUCCUGCUCCCACCUCGCAUCGAUACCCCCGGGGCCUCCGGCACCAUGGGGUCCAAAGCAACCGAGGCCCAGAAGCCAAAACGCAGCCUGACGGACGAACAGUUUUCUUUCCUCAUCAUCGCCCUCUUGGCCGUGACCUCCAUCCUCAUCGCGGUCGCUAUCCAGUACUUCGUCAUCGAAUGAGCCUCGGCGCCGCGUUACAUCGUCAAAACAAGUUUUUGGUUUGUUGAUGUUUGUUUUUGUUUCUUUAUUUUGGUUCCGGCACAAGCCGCUUGAAGGGAAGGAUUGAGAAAAGGAAGUUGUAGAAUCACUUCACCCAAUCUGUUGUUCUAUCUUUCUCGCUCGCCUUCUGCGCAUGCUGUCGAAAGAAAGCCGUUCCCUCCCGAUGGACUCGAAAGGGCGAUUUAUUGAAGGAUCAGCAGCGAAGCUUAACGCUCGUCGCAUACUCAUCGUACCACUUCAUUUAUUUGUGUAGCUAUAGUCUUUAUGUUAUUUAUAUGUAUAAUUUCAGUUGUAUACUGUCGAGUGUAAGUUUCGUUCAGUGUUCCAAAGCUAGCUCGGUGGUUGCGCCGCUCACCGGUUUGCUAUCUUGGGCCUGGGACUUGAGGGCCAGUGACUACACCAUCAGCGAGGGGGUCCCGAGCAAUCCCCGGGGAGAUAAAGUCUACGGCGUAAGGAAGGGGAGGCGAGACCGAUACCGCUCGAAUUAGCGAACGUUGAUUUAGCACUUUCCUCAGAACUUUUUUUGAUGUUCAGAAUGUGUAAAGGAUGCAAAAAUAACUAGAGAAAUGUUAGUAUAUUUUUGUACAGUAUGAUACGAGGACCUGAGAUUCUGGCUUAGUACGGGGAGUAAGACUAUGAAUACCAAACUAACUCAGCUUAAUAGUUAUUUUUACUAUCAUGUACGUAUACUGUAGCUUGUUUUUACAAUCAAGCAGCUGCUUUGCUCCAAAAUAUUGUCGUUCAGCACAAACAAUGUACGCUUUCUCGGAAACCUUUCCUUCAGUCGUUACCUUUGCACCUUAGUGAGAAGAGAAAAAAAUACUUAUUGAAUGCGUCUUGAUCUUGUGAUGCGUUUUAUGGAACAUUGUUCUCCAGUUGUGCAAGCCCUCAAUGUGUUUUGGCUGUUUUUAAAAAUGUAGUACCACAAAAAUUGUUCUUGAAAUGGUUCUGACAAUAAUCAUGAUUUUGAAAGUCAGAGUAUUUUCUUAAUUUCUCUAUUGUUAAUGUGUUUUUGUUUUUUUGUUUGUUUGUUUUUUGUUUCUGUUUCUGUUUUUUUUUGGGGGGGGGGGGGGUUAGUUUUAGAAACCGAAUUAUAGCAUUGUGUUAACCUUUACUUUUACCAAUAUUAUUUUUUGAUGUAAUCUCGAGAGUAUUGUAUAUAUGACUAAAUCAUCAUUUUCAGAUAUCUGUUGAUUUUUUUUUUUUUUUUUUUUUUUUUUUUUUUUUUUCUCGUUUAAAUCACACAUUUGAACUUUAUUUUUUUAUAUGGUAAAUAAAACUUUUAAGUUAAUUCUGUCCAACAGAGAAAUUAAGAAAAACACAAGAAACAAAACGCAAAUCGCAGUAAUGAAUUGUGUUAAUCCUACAUGUACUUCCUGUGAAUCUAAAUUUUUGCCUUUUUCUCUGUGUGUUAAAGUCUCGUGACUGAUUGUCAACGCUGCGUGACGACAGCAUGACGGUCCGGUCGUAGGGUUUCGUGUUUUGUGCUUUUGGUUAUGGGCAUAUGAAUGCUGUCAACAACAGUUAACAACUACAGGUACCUUGCAAGAAGUCUUGGAUGAAAAUGAAUUACAUGAUUUGGUCUAAUAGAUAUACUGCAAAUGUCUUCUGUUUGUCAUUGAAGGAAAAAAAAAAAAUCUCAAAUUCCUAUUUUUGAUAGUGAUAAAAUGUAAUUGCAAAGUGUGCCAUUUUAACAUCUCCCCACCAUGGUAGGCGUUUGGUUCUUGGGAGAAAGAAAAACUACAAAAAAUCAAUAAAAUAUGCACAAAAAAUGAGACCAUUUUUAUGUAAUUUUAAUGUUUGCAGUUACCUCAUACACCGUACAUUCCAAAACAAAAAUUUGUUAUAGUAUACAUACUACCAGACAUAUCACUUUAAAAUGUUAUCAGAUAGGAAAUGUAUAAUCAUAUAUAUGUAUCUAAAGUGUGUCUGUAUAGUCAUGAUAUCUACAGACUGAUCCAUGCACAAUAAAAGAUUUAUAAUUCUUAAA
This is a messenger RNA of Megalobrama amblycephala (Wuchang bream), 7112 nucleotides long. RefSeq names its product fibronectin type III domain containing 3A (gene fndc3a). The transcript has 25 exons. The coding region runs from base 1457 to 5083 and encodes 1208 amino acids. Gene Ontology annotation, molecular function: protein binding. NCBI's taxonomy places the organism in Eukaryota, Metazoa, Chordata, Actinopteri, Cypriniformes, Xenocyprididae. The record is from RefSeq and is a predicted model, not a curated record.